GGCCGGGUGUAGGCCCCAAGCCUGGGGCUGGAGUUUGCGGCAGAGCGGAGGGCAGGCCCGGGGGCGGUUGUGGCGCCGAUGUCCCGGUGCCCCCCGGAGGGCCCGGCCGUUCAGGCCUGGUCCCGGAUCCCGGUGGUGGGGCCUCGGGCCCUGGAGGACGCGCUGUCCGUGUGGAGCCCCCUGUCCCCGGACCCGCUUCAGUCCCAGUCCCAGCUGCUGAGCUUCGUGGCCGGGCUCCGGGACGAGGGCUACCUGCCCACCGUGCUCCGGAGCCGGGACGUGUACGGCUACACCUCGUCCACCUGCCAGGUCCCCGCGGGGGCGAGCCCGGGGCCGGGGGCGAGCCCGGGGCCGGGGGCGAGCGCGGGGCCUGGGGCCUCGGCCUCCGGUGACAGCCCGGCCCAGGGAGAGGCCUCCAGCCGCAGCAGCAGCAGCGCCGGCUCCGGCCGGAAGAAGCCGCGGAAGAGGCCGCAGUGUAACGGCUGGCUGCGGCCUCCCGCCUCCGGGGUCCGGCUCGGGGAGAGUCCGGGGAGGAGGCCGCGGGGCCCGGACAGGAGGCCGCCCCCAGCCCCGGCCCCGGCCCCGGCCCGGCCCCGGGACACGGACACGGACACGGACCGGGAGAGGGAGAGCGGCCGCCGGGUCCAGCAGCAGCAGCUGCACUCGCUGAAGGCCCGGCCCCGGCCCCGGCCCCGGCCCAGGCCCAGGCCCCGGGCUCGCGCUCAGCAGGAGGCCGGCCCCCGGCGGCUGCAGCUGCAGCUGCUCCAGUCCCAGGUGAUCAAGGUGGAUGACUCCUCCUCGGAUGAGGAGGUUCGCAGGAAAGCUCAGAGAAUCCUCCGGGUCAACCUGUCCCCAGUGAUCAGGAUCAGCCCCAUCCCCUACCCCCCCCGCUAGGGGCAGGGACACACCGCCCCCACCCCCCACACACACCGCCCCCACCCCCCACACACACCGCCCCCACCCCCCACACACACACACACACCCUCACACACACACACCCCGCUAGGGGCAGGGACACACCGCCCCCACCCCCCACACACACCGCCCCCACCCCCCACACACACACACACACACACACACCCCGCUAGGGGCAGGGACACACCGCCCCCACCCCCCACACACACCGCCCCCACCCCCCACACACACACACCCUCACACACACACACACACACCCUCACACACACACACGCCCCCACACACACACACACACACCGCUAGGGGCAGGGACACACCGCCCCCACCCCCCACACACACCGCCCCCACACACACACCACCCCCACCCCCACCCCCCCCCCCCCACACACACACACACACACACACACACACACACACACACCCUCACACACACACACCCCGCUAGGAGCAGGGACACACCGCCCCCACCCCCCCCCACACACACACACACCGCCCCCACCCCCCCCCCACACACACACACCGCCCCCACCCCCCCCCCACACACACACACCACACCCUCACACACACACACCCCGCUAGGAGCAGGGACACACCGCCCCCACCCCCCCCCCCACACACACACACACACACACACCCUCACACCUACCCCUACCUACCCCGCUAGGGACAGGGACACAGCUCACACUCCACCCUCACCCUCUCCCUCACCUUCCCCCUCCCUCACCUACAAGCCCCACUAGGGCGGGGCUGGGGGACACUGUACUUACCCCAUCCUCACCUGACUGUUCCUCCUCUCCACUAUCUCCCCUCACCUCCCCUCCAUUAUCUUCGCUCCACGACUUCUGUUCCCCUCGCUCCCCUCACCUUCCUCACUCACUCCAUCCCCUCACUCUCUCCUCACUCCCCACCAGUCCCUCCCUCCCCCUUCAUUACCUCCCUCACUCUGUCACUCCAGUUCCCUCCCUCACUUCCAUCCUUCACUCAGUCCCCUCCCUCCCUCCCUCUGCUCUCCUCGCCUCCAAGACAAGGCAGUGCCCCUGCCUCCAUCCACCUCCGCAGCCUGUACCCGGAUGGGCACAGUCUUCCCAACGGACAAGCAAGACUCCCUCACGGACAGUGCACCACAGGGAUCUCCGGAGCUGACCCCACCGCUGGGAUUCUCCACCAAGCUGCAGAUGCCAGAAGGACGUGAGAUUGCAAUGUUCCUCAGGAGUCAGGGAUUCCAGCCACCUCCUGCAACCCCCACCCUCGAGCCAUCUUCUUGCUCCCCAAAGCAUCCCGACCCCCACCCAGAUCUCACCGUCAAACUGUCUACACUUGCUCCUUCUCUUUCUGAUGUAGUUGUACGAUAUGAACUGUGACUCUGUCUGGAUGUCUUUCCGGAAGUCUGGUUGAUAACUUCAUGGAUCUUUUGUGGGGGAGGAGGUGCAAGCCAGCACAGACUUGAUGGGCUGAGUGACCUUCAUCACCUCCUCCUCCUCCUGUCCCGCAACCAUUCUGUGAUCCUGUCUUUAAACAUCUGUCUCUCGGAAAACUGCGUUGGACGGCCUGGCUGAGGGCAGCUCCAGCUGAUCGGUGUUCGUUUUCGGGUUGGUACUGACACUGCUUUAGAAAUGUUUUUCUCGUUUCCUCCACCUCAGCCACUCCAGAGAUGUUCAAGUCGCUGGUCCUCAAGACAAGUAUUCUGAGAAUUUCCAAGUGAUGUGUUCUGAAAUGGCAUGGUGAAGAGGCUGAACCAUUUCCUCCUCGGAUUGUGACCCUCUUCACAGGGAAAGGCUGUGAGACAGUGAAGGAGACCAUCGUGUCCUUUGGUUCGGUCUGAGGGAGACUGCGGUCUCUGCAAUGAGUGAAGCUGCCUCUACAGGUGGCCUGGGCACCUCUGUGGAUCUCGAGCGUAGCAUUAUGAAAACAAAACCAAAAUAAGAGACGAGAUUGCUGGUGUGUCUUUGGUCAUCUCAGCGUCUGUAGCUGCAUUCUCGCCUUCCUGAUGUAAAUGUUUUUCAUAUUCACCAAGAAUAAUCAACAUGGUAGAUGUUUUUGAUUCAAGUAGCUCUGUGUUUUUACAUAAAAACAAACAAUUAAACUGCUAUUUCAGCAGAAAGCCUCUACUGUGAAUUAUGAAAGGUCUGUCAGGAAGUUGGAUUCGUCUUCAUUCUUACGUUAAACAUGAUUACCGUGCCAAUGUUUUGAAUUUUUGUAUGUACCCUUUCUUGUACUUUGGAAUUUUCAUCUAAAAAUGAAUGUUUUUCGGAAUGAAUUCCAGAAUGUUUCAAAGAUUCAACUUGGCUUUUUAAUAAUUGAGAACAAGGGUCUGGAUAUCGAAGCAAUUAACGGGCAGGGUCUGUGUUCUGCUUUCAGCCUGCACUGUAGGAUCAAGAUGUGUCUGACUUUGUGGUGGAACGGAGUUACAGUUCCCCAGUUAAUGUCUGAACCACGCAAAGUCAGCUUUCAGCCUCCUCCUGAACAACAGCUCAAGGUAUACAGGCUGUGUGGGUGGUGUAGGGUUAGACAAAUCUCACAACUCCUCACCAUUGAAUCAGUUAAGGACAGCCUUCAUUGACUCAGAGUACUCAAUGGACAGGCUUUGAGAGGAGAGAAUGUGUAGGGCUACAGGGAAAGCAUAAGAGAAUGGGAAUAACUGGCCAGCUUUCUGCAAAAAUACCAGUACAAGACUGAUGGGCCAGACGGCCUCCUCCUGGGCUCCUCCAGGUGCUUUAAAGUUUAACCAUGGGUUUGAGAGCAGCAGCUGUGAAGGUGAGCUUGCUGAAUAAGCUUACUCUUCGGCCUACAGCAGACAUUGCCUCUCAAUCGUGAACACUCCGAGCUGUUAUUGGUUAUUUCCUGAGCGACUUCAGACACUGUUUUGGGAAUGGAUGUGUCAGGGGGGGUGUCUUGUUCUGAGAGAUUCUCUCUCCCUGAGCCCAGUGGUGAGGGCUUCAUUCUGGCUGGGAACAUGUCAGGUGGAGUCCCAGGCAUGUUCAGCAGAAAGCACAGGGAGGAACAGCAGUCCUCCUGUCAACAGGAGAGUUAAGGGGCAGGUCGAGCUUUAUCAUAAACCCCUGUCUGUUCACCGCUCACGGAGAGCCCUGGGGCCCUCCCCACAGAGGUGAAAAUCAGGCUCCUUUGUAGACAGCACGAUAGACUCUACAUUGAACACCUUUCCAGUGAACUAGUCAUGGAGUGGUGAGGAGCAGUAACAGCUGACGUGCUGCAGUAUGCCCAGUAUGAAAUAGCCAUCGUUCCACAAGGUUCCCUGAUUGACAAACAGCACGGCCAGGUAUCUCUUGGUGUCAGUGCUGUAUUGUCUCAAACUGUCUGCUUUGAAUUGCACCGCUGCAUCUGUUUUUGGAAAGGGCAUCGCCCUGGAGUUACUGUGAGGAGGGGUUGGAGGUAUUUUCACAGUGGGACCUGAUCACGCCUAGAGGGGGGGGGCGAUAUCUGGGAAAUGAUCAUUUGGAGCUGCUCAUGUGGCAAUGAGAUUGAGCAGCUUUUUGGGACGUAACAGGCAGUACAUGUGUUUUAGAUUUUUAAAAUGGGGAGGGGGAGGAAUUGGGCAAUUGAUUUAUAUAUUUUUAACCUUGUCAAACUUAGAUUUUCACACACCAAAUGGAAAACUAGGAAUGAGUGAUUUUGAUAUCUUGACCUGUUUGUAUGUUUUACAUUUAUUUUCCAAAUGACACUUCUGACUGUGAAAUGUACUGCGAUUUUUUCACUCUCGGGAUUACAGUAUGGACAGGAGUUAUUUAAAUAAUAAAAACA
Hemiscyllium ocellatum (epaulette shark) is the source of this 4674-nucleotide messenger RNA. Its product is annotated as coiled-coil domain-containing protein 71-like. The coding region runs from base 79 to 894 and encodes 271 amino acids. The transcript is spliced from 2 exons. Lineage: Eukaryota; Metazoa; Chordata; Chondrichthyes; Orectolobiformes; Hemiscylliidae. The record is from RefSeq and is a predicted model, not a curated record.